AUGGCCCAACUCCGCGUCGUGAACUAUGCGGAACCAUCCGCCUUCUUGGAGGCGAUGGAGCAAUACGAUAACAGCUUCAUGAACUCUAUCCUCGGUAACCUCCACGAUGUCAUACGGAACCUGGCAGAAUCUGUAGAACCAAGCACCAUGAGUUUGUGCGCAAUAUACCUGGAGGACAAUCUUGUGAUCAGCCUCGCGAAGCCUUCUGCGACUGCUGCUUGGUUGUUGUGCACGCCAUGGAACGAGGGGGAGAUGCCCGUCGCGGAUGUCCUCGACGCCGUUCAACUCCUCUGCAACUCCCUUCUCUCCCGCGCCGACUCACCUUUACUAGGCCAUGUCAUUGCACCUGACAAUGUAGGAGUGCUCCGGGCACUCAACUUCGCGUCGUCGAUCGAGGACCGCCCGUCAAACCACUACCGAAGACGGUACUAUCUGGGAGCCCAUCCCAGCGGCCUGGAAGGUGUCGUUGGAGCUUCCUCAGCAGGGACGAAGGAAGAAGUCAACCUGAACGUACAUGAUCCGAGUGUCGAAAAGAUUUACAAGAGAGUGGGGUUCUUGUCCCCGGACACGACGGAAGGCAUGGAGUAG
Molecule: messenger RNA, 588 nt
Organism: Dichomitus squalens LYAD-421 SS1
Lineage: Eukaryota; Fungi; Basidiomycota; Agaricomycetes; Polyporales; Polyporaceae
Exons: 3
Coding region: 1-588 (195 amino acids)
Source: RefSeq, a predicted model, not a curated record